AGCUAAAAAUUAAAAUCCAUCGUUGUCAAACAGCUUGAAUGGUUGUAGUAUUGUACUAUCUGAACCAACGAUCCAAAAAUCAGAAGGAAAAAAAAAAGACAACCAAUCAAAAAAGAAGAUUUAAAUAAUCAAUAUUAUUGAGAAAAACCCAACAAAAACAAAACUUGGCCACACAAAAGCAGCUAGCAACAGCUCUCAUCCAAUUCCUCACCCACAAACCCAUGAAGAAAAAGAAGGCCUCAUCUGCCGAGGAAGUCGCUGCCGUCGACGAAGAUGCACGCCGGCGUCACCACGAGCAGGAAAUCCUCAAGGCGGCGGCACAAGCCUGGUAUUCCCACUCGGGGAUAAAGUACUCCAACCCCACGACGAGCGAGCACGACGCUCACCGGCGCAGCUUCCACGGCCACCGUGCUUCCAGGUUCCGGACAGAGGCAUUGAUCGGCGGUCGCAAGUCGAUUGCCGCCGGCGGCGGCGGCAGCAGCUGGGAUUUCAGGCAGUCGCUGCUGGAUUCACAUGAGAUUGUGGCCGUUUCUAGGAAGCUGGAGAGUAGAGGGAUUGUUGCUUUGGAUGAAAAAUUCGGAGGCCAGGUGGAAGAUCAUGCUGAUGAUGAUCCCGGCGGUCGAGGCGGCGACGGCGGAGGCCGGAAUCGGAGGAAGGUGGAGAGGGAGAGCAGGAGUAGUCUUAGGAAUUUGUUGAACCGCAUAUUUUUGUAGUCUGUUUUAUUGUAUUUUUAGUAGAUUUCAAACAGUAUUGGAGACUACUAUUGUACUGUUUAUAUGUUGUGAGAAUUGGUAUAGUUCUACCGUAAGAUUAAAUACUAUAGAGACGACAAUAAAGUCUAAUCGAUUUACAGGUCGAUUCGAAAUUAUCUAAAUCUAAGUAUAGUUUGUUUGGGUUUUAAUGUUUUAUCAAUUUGAUUUUGACCGAAUUUAUGGAAAGCUCACAGUUAAACAUGUUCGUUUUAGCAUUGACGAAAUAUCCAGAUUGUACCCAAAGUUUCGUCGGGUGAAUGGGCUUUCACUCAAUAUAGUUCCCCAAAGCCUGCUGAUCAGAACAGGCCCAAAGGAUAGUUUCCUAGCUUGGAUGCCAACUGAUCAGGUCCAGCCCAAUAUCCAUGGACACAGGCAUUUUUAAUUUUUUAUGCAUUUAGAAUGAUUUAUGGGGUUCAGGAUCAGAGUCAUUUAUCGUAUUAUACGAUUAUUAUUAUCAUUCGUCUGUAACGUGAUGGGAUAUAUUAGUUGUUUCAGUUUGGGUUGAUGAUAUCACAAUUCACAACCACAUCGAAGCAUGGAUUGUUCAUAUGGUCUUUUCUUAGCACAGUAUUCAUAUGGUUAUGGUCUUUCACUUACGAGAUUAGGUUGAAAUAUUCAUUGUUGUCGAUAUAUUUAAACGCUACUUAAUUAACAGUUUUAACUCUUAAUUCGGAAAGGUUGAAAAGUUACACUUCAAUAAAAGCGAUAAUUUUUUUGUGAUUGAGUAAAUGGAUUCGAUGAAACGAAACAUUAAUGGAAUUUCUAAUACCGUCAUGUCAGUCUAUCGGUUGAAAAUCACACAAUUUAUAUUAGACUGAAUGGAUCUAAACAUGUUUAAAAUUUGGUAACUUUUCUCUUUAUUUGAGAAAUAAAAAUAUUCGGUAAUACUUUUAGAAAUUAAAGUUGAUAAGAUGCGAGACACAGUAAAAAAAAAACUAGUUGGUGUGAUGAAAAAAAAAACUAGUUUAGUAUGCAUUGAAUAAAUAAAUAAAAGUCUUGAAUUCAAGAAUCGAAACAGCGCUAUUUUUAUACUUUUUAUUUAUGAUGAUUUUUCGUUUUGACUCGAUUAAUUUCGUUUUGUCCGCCGGAAUUAGCAGAGCUCCGAGCAAUUGCUUUUGGCCUACAGGUGGCGGAGGAGCAUAAUUUCCGAAUGGCGGUGGUGGAAAGCGAUUGUCUCGCUGCCAUCCAACAGCUCCAGGUGAAGGAAAUGACGAGACUGGAAGGCGGAGUGCUGGCCCGAGAAAUCAGAGAUAGGGCAACGGGUCUCGGGUCGGUUCGGUGGAAUUUCAUAAAACGAACCGGUCCAUGCUAUGACCCAUUUAGCUUGUAACUGGGACACAACAAAACUUUGGGCUUUAAGAUCUCCUAUGUGCUCUGUCUAUUCUUUCUUUUCUUGAGAGGUAUGGUUUGAUUUAUGAAUAAAAUACAGAUUUCAAUAUAUAUAUAAUUAUUAUCCACCUAAUUCAUGCAAAUGUACAAAUUGUGCUUUUUCGACUAUAAAGCAGCGUUAAUAUUAUUAGUAUGUAUAAACUAUAAAUUGUUCAUCCUAGUCAUACUGUGAUUCUUCCAUCGGCGGGCUUAUAAGCAGAUCUCCAAGUCCUCCAACCCAUUCAUUAUUUCCUGCACAAUUCCACUAACACCUAAAAAAAUUAAAUGGCUGUUUUCCAC
Molecule: messenger RNA, 2420 nt
Organism: Linum trigynum
Lineage: Eukaryota; Viridiplantae; Streptophyta; Magnoliopsida; Malpighiales; Linaceae
Source: the annotation of a GenBank genome assembly